GACAAAUUAAUACGAGGUGAUCAUCGGGGUCCUUUAUUUCCAAAUCCACAUUCAUCGACAUUUAAUGAUGCGAUAAAUAUAAUUCAAGUAAAUGUAGAAAAUAUUGAACCUGAUAAUGGGAUUGCUAUAGGAAUGGGAAUUGAUGCAGCAUUAGCUGCUGCAAAGUUUCAUUUUGAAUUAAUAAAGAAACAAUAUCUUGUAAAAAAUUUAUCCUCAAUAAGAUGGUUUCAAAAAUGUCUACCAGCAAUUCUUAAAGCUUUAAUUUCAUCAUUGUCAGAUAUUCAUAGAAUGUCCGACAAUAUUUCUUUAUAUCCUUCACCGUCUACACCUAUAUUAAAAUCUAUAAUAUUAGGUCCCGAGAAUCGGGAAUUUGCACAUGAAAUUGUGAGACAAUCUUUGAUGUUACCAGCUGGUAGCCCUCUUUAUAAAGAUAUUAUUAGAGGUGCUGUUCAUAUAGUGGGUGUUUGGAUUCUAAGUGUGGAAGAAGAAAGGCCACGUACUUACGUAAGUCCCUUCAAAAUCUACUCUCACCAAUUAGUCAAAAUGAUGCAUCAACAACACCAGCUUCAACACAAUUAUAAGCUUCAUCAUUUACAAGUAAAUAUUCAGAUGCAAAUGUAUAUCUUAGAAAGUGGCAGUAAUGUUGCUUUAUUGGGGAUAUUAACAUUGGUUCUUGGUCAGACAUGGUAUGUUCGACAAAUAAUCGCGACGACAUUCGCGGUUUUGUGGGGUGCAAGAUUAGGAUGUAAGCAAUAUAAUUUACUUUUACUUUUCAUAUUUUUAAAUUCUCCAAGAAUAAGUAAUGAUGAAUAUGAUGGCAGGGAUGUUAAAUUCGGUAGAGCUACCGAUGUUAUUGGUGUGUUUGUAUUUAUCAUCGGUAUAUUAUUUGAAUCUAUUUCUGAUUUUCAAAAGAUAAAGCUGUACUUAACCAACACAAUUUAUGAAGACAGGACUUUGGUCGUGGAGACUGGAAUCUUUUUAUUAUGUUUACAACCUAUUAUUACUGGAAUAGGUACAAAUGCCACUUAUGCUUCCAUUACCUCUCCCGUAUUCACAAUUUUCUUGCUCAUGUUUUUAAGUGGGAUGCCAUUAAACGAACGUCCCGCACAUGAAAAACAAUGGAAGCAAGGAAACUGGAAUGAUUACUCCAAAUAUCUUGAGCGUACUUCU
Funneliformis mosseae is the source of this 1170-nucleotide messenger RNA. The record is from the annotation of a GenBank genome assembly. Lineage: Eukaryota; Fungi; Glomeromycota; Glomeromycetes; Glomerales; Glomeraceae.